Rhipicephalus sanguineus (brown dog tick) is the source of this 1065-nucleotide messenger RNA. RefSeq lists its product as uncharacterized. The coding region runs from base 1 to 1065 and encodes 354 amino acids. Lineage: Eukaryota; Metazoa; Arthropoda; Arachnida; Ixodida; Ixodidae. The record is from RefSeq and is a predicted model, not a curated record. The transcript is spliced from 2 exons.
AUGGACGCUCUCAAGCUGAAGCGCAAGGCAGAAAGAGCGCAAUUAACGCGCCUUAUCAACGAGAUUGAGGCAACUAUCGACCAAGACGCUGUUACGGAAGAACAGCUUUGCAUUCUCACCGAUCGCCUCACGCAACUUCACACCGACUUGCGAGCCACUGACUCAGCCAUCGUUCCUUUGUUAUCAACCACGGAAGCGGAGGCAGAGUUUGACCGCGUUGUGGAAUACAACGAUCGAGCCACAGCGACGUCAGCGAAGCUCAAGUAUCGGUUACGUCGGUUUCACGAAUCCCAGAACAGGCCUCUACCAGAGACACCAACCGAACCCGUGCAACGCACGCACCAGCCCGCCGUCCAGCUCCCAAAGGUCGACCUCAUGAAGUUCGAUGGCCAAACGUCAUUGUGGACGCCCUUUUGGGAGCAGUUCAGCCAACUGAUCCACAACAACGGUGGACUCACCGACGUAGACAGAUUCACCUAUCUACGUUCGGUCCUGACCGGCGACGCGGCGUUGGCCAUCGCGGGACUUCCGGCAACUGCAAGUUGCUACGCUGAAGCACUGGACAUUCUGAAAAACCGAUUUGCCAAGACCGAUGUGAUAAUUCAAACUCACAUGCAACGACUCAUCGACAUACAGCCCGUGCGAUCCUCCAACGACCUUCAAGGACUGCGAUGCCUCUACGACACGGUGCAGUCCCAAACACGUGCCCUGAAGUCUCUCGGAGUACCAGAAGACAAUUAUUUUGCAAUGCUCUACCCCAUCCUCCUGAAGUCGCUUCCACACGACAUAGUCAUCGACUUCAACAAGACCAUCGCACGCCAAAGUACACAGCAAAGAGGACAAGGUGGAAACACGGGCCAGCACUCUCAGGAACUGAAGCAACACCCAGCGCUGUUUCUACUGGCCCUCAAGACUCCUGCUUUGCUGGGAUACCCUCCCUCCAGAGCCUGCUAUGGAGGGGAUGGUGCUGGACCCGUCUUGUGCCAGGGACAGACCUCCCGCUGCAAGGAAGCGCCUCAGCUCUUCAGUGGCAUCAGAAGCUGCCGAUUCCGAGUCCGAUGUUAA